ACCCUAAAGCAGCCAUUUUCUCUACAAUCUACAAGUUCGCGGAUAGUGAUUGGGAAUUUAUUAAAAUUCUCAAUUUAUUCUCAAAUUCUGAAGAGUUUGGAAAUUUACGUUAUGCAAAUCAAUAGUUUCUCUUUUGUUGUUAAAAAAUCUUAGUUUUUUUGUUAACUUCAACUUGUAAACUCGAUCAUCAUGAUUGAGUUUACUAUAAAAACACUCGAUUCCAAUGACCACGGCUUCUCCGUAGAUGAUGAGAUAACAGUCCAACAGCUGAAAGAAAAAGUGACUGACCAGUUGGGAGUGCCGGCGUAUAUGCAACGUCUCAUAUUCUGCGGACGAGUACUCCAAGAUGACAAGAAACUUGCUGAUUACGAUGUCCACGGCAAAGUCGUGCACAUGGUGCAGCGGCCGCCGCCAGGAGUGGACGGGCCGGGAGCGAGCAGCGCAGGCAGUUCCAGCCAGGGCUCGCCAACAGCCAGACCGCCGCGCGCCCGCACCGCACACAUCACUAUACCAGACGGAAACAUCAGGAGUCUGCUGUCGUGGGCCACAACAGAGAUGAACGAACAACCGUCUCUGUCAUCAACAACAUCGCGUAUGGUCUACUUACGCAGAAUCCUCAAAGACAUCAAGAAUCUGAUCCGUAACAUCAAUGGAUCCGAGUUUGGGACGCUAGAUCCUGCUAAUCAUUAUCCACGAUUUUUCGUAGUGGACGACUCAGACAGUGACUCAUCGAGCGACGAAUCAGAUCGCGAAUCGCGGAGGACAGUGCAAAACGAAGCGGGCGAGGUGGACACGUUGCCCUCUCAGUUUGCCGACAUGUUGGCGGAGCUGCGAUAUCUAGAGUCCUCAUUUUAUCGCUACAGGGAUUCUUAUAUUGAAAUUCUCCGGGAUACCGAAGACGAAUCGAUCCAGCUAACAGAGGACGACCUGCGACAGCGGCAGCGUCAGGCGGAGUUAUCCGCGGAGCUGUUCCACGGCUUUGCUCAUGCUUACCACCUGGUCAGCGAUAUCACGCUGCACCUGCAGCAGGAUGGCAGCAGGCUGACAUCCGAGCAGGUGCAACGUCACGCCGUACCGAUCCAGACUCAUCUUAACGUCUUAGAGUCUAUCCGAGCGGCGACUCAGGGUGAAAACCCUGCAGGUCAGGGCACAGGCGAGGGCAACGAUGGCGAUAGUCCACCACCAGAGCUUGACAACAUAGUGCGUGGAUUGAACGACAUAGCGAGAAUUGGUAACCUGGAGGUAGUCCUAAGCUUGGAAGAGGUGUCUCCAACGGGUAUAAUCAACCAUCUCCGUGGCCAGAACCGCCCAAAUCAACAACAGCAGCAACAGACACAACAACAGCCGCAGCAGCCACAGCAGCAGCAACAGCAGCAACAGCAGCAACAACAGCAACAGCAGCAGACUCAACAACAGCAACAGCAAAAUACUGACCCGAUGGCCCAUAUUCUUGAAGGUGGCAACGUCCAACCGCUAUUUGGGUCUCAGAUUUUGUCCACAGUAUUUUUAGCGCAGAUGCCUUUUGGGGUGCCACCUACGGCGGAAAUGCUGCAAAAUAUAGUAUCGUCGGUUGUCAGACAGAGCAUCGUCCCUGGCAUGGAGGGAGUCUUGCACGCCCAAAUCAUUAACGGUAUACCGAAUCAAGCGAGACCGCAGAAUGCUGCUCAAGAAUCUAAUGCGCAGGAGAAUAGGACGGAAACCGCUCAGGCAGGCUCGCAGAGACCCGAAAACCAGGGUAGCCAGGGUAGCCAGGGUAGCCAGGGUAGCCAGGGUAACCAGGGCAACCAGGGCAACCAGAGCAACCAGAGCAACCAGAGCAACCAGAGCAGCCAGACCAACCAGGGCAACGCCAGCAACCAAAAUGCUGAGCAAAAUGAAAACGAAACGCAACGAUCUGGCGUGUUCCGUUGCCGUACGACGCCAGGCCGCGCGCUUUGCGAGACGUUCGGCCAUCACGUUUACGACAGAUUCCUGCCGUGUGACAGCCCGCAUGCCCGCCGCUCGCUAUCCAGACGCAGAGAAGAACUUCGUGUCGCGCGUUCUACUCAGCAGGAUAAUAAUACAGCAGUAGAGUUUAUAUUUCAGAACAAAACGAACACUCUCUUCGAGCAACUAGACAGGUCGGCGGCCGGGCCGGAAUAUUUGGUUAUUGCUGGCAUCAUAUUGAUGGAUGAGAUGUCGCGCGUGCCGGUCUCGCGUCGGCUGUCGUCGCGCGGUCUGCAGUCGUUGCAGCAGCGCUACGAGACGUACGUCACCGACCUCAUGCGCCGGCAAUACGAGCCCGGCUCGGAGCCAGAACUCACGGAUUUGAUUUUCGACAAUCAUUCUGAGUUCAUAAACCGCUUGCUCUCUCUGAUACCACUUCGGCCGGACUUGGACGUGCUGCUCUCACUGAAAGCGGCCUUCUGUCAGUGCCUCGACGGUUUGACUGUGGUUCUCAACAACCCAAACAACGACCUAUUCCUGAGAUGUUUCCGUGUCUUCGCCGGCCAUAUAUUCGCCGAGCUGUGCGGGGUAAUAUCCGCCUGUAGCCCGGACGGCGUUGAGGCAGUCAGGGUGCUCCAUGAUGCUUUCCUGGAUCACAUUUUGUCCAACGUGGAAGAGCCUCUUCGUACAACACUCACAGAGCUGGCAAUGGAGAAUCUAAACUCCGCUAUCGAGAAAAUAGAGAACAACCGCACGGAUACCAACCACUUCAUAUGCAAUAUAGUUGGCGCCUCCACUUCCGUCGAUGGAGCUUCUACUUCUCAGGCUACUUCUAACGAGAACAGUUCACUGAGCUUCUCCGAUCUACUGGAGGCAAGCGAGUUCAUAGAAAACGCGAGUAACGCGACUGACGCGAUUGAAUCACUGAUCGACGCCUCCGUGACUAUGCCGACGGCGGCUACGUCGGCGCCGGCUACGUCGACAAUGGAUACGUCGGCUUCAACGCCGGCUACGACGACGGCUACGUCGACGGCUACGUCGACUGCUACGUCCACGGCUACAUCGACUGCUACGUCGACAGCUGCGUCGACGGCUACGUCAACGGCUACGUUGACGGCUACGUCGACAUCUACGUCGACAGCUACGUCGACGGCUACGUCGGUGGAAGCGAUGGAUACGACGCCAGCGGCUACGUCGUCACAAAACGGGUUGGAUCAUUCGACAGAGACGAGAGAGCGGCGAACCAACGCUCCGCCAAGGAGCCCUUAUAAUAGGGCUAAUCGCCGGCCGCGGUCGCCAUCAUCUUCUGACGACACAGAGGUGAUAAGGAUAAUUGUGCCACCGGAAGACAUAAGAUCACAUUGGGGCGAGGAAUGGGUUCCAACUUUCACCCGCGACAUACGCCGCCAGAUCCCGCCCCCAGAGGAACCGUACAGCAACGCCUACUUGUCAGGCAUGCCGCCCAACAAGCGCCGAUGCAUCCGACAAAACAGACCCGUACCUAACUUCGGAAUGUUCUUACACGGUCUUUCUCAUGCUAAACGACGUUCGACACACGCUUCGCGAAGCCGGCGCUCCGCCGACCGCGCCGACGCCGCCCCGCCUCCUGCGUCACACGGUGAGGGAGCACGUGCGAGCGCUGACGGAGGCGCGGGCGAGGGGGGACGAUUAUGACCCGCGCAGGUACACAGCCGCUGCGAGGUUUGUGAACAAGCAAAGAGAUCAGGAUUGGGUCCCGCCGAAAACUAAAUACCCCGAGUAAAGAAAUUUAUAUGGCUUCGGAACAAAACGUAAAGGACAGUUUAUAAAUUAUACAUUGUGGUACCUCUUCAAACCUUGCUAUGUAAAUGGCAAAAAAAUAUACAAAAUUACAAAAAAAAGAGUAGUAGAUUUCCUGUAAGUACCCUGGACCUUUAAAUGUGCAAUGUAUAUUUUAUGAACGGUCUUUUAUAAUAAAUGUAAUAGAUUCUUUGUAAUUAUUUAAAUCUGUCAGUGAUCAUUUUAUUUUUUACACGUGGAACAAAAUUUCUGUUACUUUGACUAUUGUUGAUAACAAAAUAAUAUACAGGGAAGAAAUAAGACUGUAUCGUGAACUAUCAAACAUGGUCAAAUUGAUAAUAGUAAUUUGUGACUUGUGGUUAAACUACAAAUGGUCAUUGUCAGUUUAUAUACGUGUUAGCGUCAUGUCAUAUAAAGACGACGCGACUUUGGCAAUUUUAAGAUUAAAGUAAAUAUUAAUUAUAAUGAUUUAAGUGAAUAUUUGAAUUUAUUAUUUCACUUCAUUAAAUGAAUCACUAUCUUAAAAAUGCUGCGUCGCGUAUCGUCUUGGUGUGUACUGACAUUAGACUCAAUGUUAUCAAUGUUAAAUAAAUGUCAUUCAUAAUUAUUGUUGUGUAGACCUUGGUGUAAUAUAUACAUGUGGUUUUAAUAGUUUUAAGACCUAUAAUUAAAUCCCCCUUACUAAUAAAAUUAGUUACACAAUUAAUUGAAGACAUGAGUGGAUGAAGCAGGUAACAGUUUGAAAACUGCCUUUUUUAAAAAAAAAUAAUAAUUGUGGAUUCUAUGUAAAUCUAGAUGUAUUA
Messenger RNA from Aricia agestis (brown argus), 4508 nucleotides. RefSeq names its product large proline-rich protein BAG6-like. NCBI's taxonomy places the organism in Eukaryota, Metazoa, Arthropoda, Insecta, Lepidoptera, Lycaenidae. The coding region runs from base 190 to 3600 and encodes 1136 amino acids. Gene Ontology annotation, cellular component: BAT3 complex. The transcript is spliced from 23 exons. The record is from RefSeq and is a predicted model, not a curated record. Gene Ontology annotation, molecular function: polyubiquitin modification-dependent protein binding; misfolded protein binding.